GGUUGCCUUUAAAAAGCCUAACGACCUGACUAAAAGUGGCAGGUGUUGUCUAUCAGAGACUCAACACCAUUUGAUGAUCUAGCCUCGUGGCGUUCGAAGUUCCAUGUAUGAAGGCAUAUUGUACCAGAAAGGCAACGCCACCGUUUCAGUAGAAUAUGCACUUACUUCUGGCCAUACUCAUUUCCAUUUUAUCAAACGCCCAGUCUGUCAGGGCUCAAUAUUCAAAUCAUACAAACUUUACUAUGGGGAACCAGACUUUACCAACAAUUGAUAGAGUUGAAGGGAACAUCACAUAUUAUGAUCCAAGGGCCUGGCAUGUUGCAAACACGACUGGAGUGCGGGCCUUUCCUCCCGAGAUGGAGAUGGAGACGCGCCUCAUCGGGGGCACGGAGGCUUGGGCCCACUCCUGGCCCUGGCAGGUAUCCCUGCGCUUCGCUAGCGUGCAUGCCUGUGGAGGAGCUAUCAUUUCUGACCAGUGGAUCGUCACCGCUGCUCACUGCUUCAUAAAGUAUAAAAAUCCAAUGUUUUGGACAGCAGUGGCUGGAAAACAUGAUCUAGAUGACCCCCGUGAGGCCUGUGAGCAGGUACGUGAUGUGGCCCUGAUCAUCAGCCACCAUAACUAUGACCGUAUGAAAAAAGAAAAUGAUGUUGCCCUGGUGAAUCUUAUCACCCCUCUCAAUUUUGACAUGUGUGUGAGGCCUAUCAGUAUCCUCACUGGACCUCUUCCAGUCAUGCGGAAGUGCACAAUCACUGGCUGGGGAUCCACAACAGAAAAUGGGCCGCAGAUGAAUAGGCUGCAGGAGGUGAAUGUCACCAUCAUGCCCCAGGAGACCUGCAACAGAUUUUACUAUGGCAGGGUCCUGAGCAAGAUGUUAUGUGCUGGAGAGGAGGCAGGAGGAGUGGACGCGUGUCAGGGGGACUCUGGUGGUCCUCUCAGCUGCUUCAGGGGCUUGAGCUAUCAGCUGGCCGGAAUUGUGAGUUGGGGAGUGGGCUGUGGGCGAAGCCAGAAGCCAGGGGUGUACACCAACCUACAGCACUACAAACUUUGGAUGGACACAGAAAUGACGAGUUACGAGGGCUAUAAUUACUUGGGUACAUACAGGUCUUCAGCCCACUGUGGCCAGGCAGAGAUGAAGCCCUGCAGACUCCGCAAUGUCUCUGCAGUGGUGGUGAAGACUAAAGAGGAGAUGGACAAGGAUGGGCACAGGGUGCUAAAAGUCAGCACAGCUUGCCCCUUCUCCUGGCCUUGGCAGGUCAGCCUGCAGCAUGACGGCGUGCACUACUGCAGUGGUACCCUCAUUAGUCCCCACUGGGUGCUGGCACCCAGGCACUGCCACUGCAGGGCCAUGUUGGAUUUCGUCAAUCUGGGUGUUCAUGACCUCACAUUCAAGACCUCUGAGACUAUCGUGGAGGAAGUGGUCAGCAUUGAACGAGGCGAAGGCUUCCCACCAGCGUUCGACCUCAGUCUGAUUCGGCUGAGCGAUCCAGCUCGUCUUGGCCCCACCAUUUAUCCAGUGUGCGUCCAUAAUGAGGAUGAUGAACCUGAUGAAAGCUGGUCAUGUGUGACUACAGGCUGGGGCUCUACUGACGCGUUAUAUGUGGAUCCAGAUGCUCUGCACCAGGCCAGGAUAAAUAUAGUGAACAAGACUUCCUGCAGAGCCGCAUGGGGGGAGGAUCUGAUCCUGAACACGCACAUCUGUGCAAGCGCUGCCAGCUCCCCAGCCUGCAUGGGGGAUUUUGGGGCACCACUUUUGUGUCUAAGAUAUGGAGUAUACACUCUCGUCGGUAUGGUAACAUGGUCUAGUAAGACCUGUGACCCUGAGAAACCUGCUGUAUUCACCAGAGUGUCUGCGUUUCAGUCUUGGAUUACAGACAAAACGGACAGCUGAUGAUUAUAUAUUUAAUAAAAGAUUUAGAUGAA
This is a messenger RNA of Alosa alosa (allis shad), 1921 nucleotides long. It is a transcript of the gene ovch1, whose product is annotated as ovochymase 1. Gene Ontology annotation, biological process: proteolysis. The transcript has 13 exons. Gene Ontology annotation, molecular function: serine-type endopeptidase activity. The coding region runs from base 156 to 1889 and encodes 577 amino acids. NCBI's taxonomy places the organism in Eukaryota, Metazoa, Chordata, Actinopteri, Clupeiformes, Clupeidae. The record is from RefSeq and is a predicted model, not a curated record.